GUUUCGUUUUUGUUUUCUUUGAGAAUAAUAUUCCUAAAUAACAAAUAAAGAGUAUUUAUUUAUGUAUAAAAUGUAAUUCAGUGAACGCAAAGUGUAACUUACCAUAAGUGCAAGUGUUAGUUUUAAGUUGUGUGCACUCUAGAUAGCUUAAAGUUGUGCUUCGAUUUUGCGUAGGUUUUAUAUUGAAAGCGUGCAAAUGAAGCCUGGAAAAAGUGCGGACGUGCGGGAGGAGAUUGUGGAAGUUCAUUCCGUGGCUAGGUCUCCUUCUCCAAGGCACAAAACGAAGUCACGAUCGAGAAGUAGGUCCGGGUCGCGAAAAUUGUCCAACGGGCACUCAGAGGCUCCAGAAGUCGUAGAAACUCCUGCACCCGAUGAACAGACUGAACGGUCUAAGCGUGACAGCUGGAUCAAGUCUGAGCAAGAAUCUUUAGACAUAGAACUGCCUAUUCACGAUCAAAUCAAGCAAGGCAUCUUAGGAUUUGUUGAAAAGGAAAUUAAGAAGUCUGAUAAGAAUCCCUCGUUCGUAUUUUAUUCUCACGAUCCUACUGGUUUGGAUGAAAAGUUCAUGAAGAAUUUGUCCCGGCCAUCAAGUGGUCAUAAAGAAAAGAGGAGCCCGUCAUAUAGAAAGAAAAAGAGGCAUUCAUCAAAGCAUAGAGAUAGAGAUUUGCAUGAUUUUGAAAUACCUGGUUCCAGUCUUAGUGCAUUAGAAAAGGUUGAUGACUAUUUAAAAGAAUACAACAAGGAUGAGGUAGUAACUCUAAGUGGUGAACUAGAGAUAGAAGCGAAUGAUGUAGAAAAUAACAAUGGGUCCUCAAAAGAGCACAAACCUAGAAAGACUCGACGGAAAGUGAGGGACGAGAGGCAAGAUACAAAUGCAAAUGGGAGUGAUGUUAGUCCGAAGGUGUUUAAGGCUGGGAGUAAAAGUAAAGGAGGGAAACCAGCGCGACCGACAGACUUGUCCGCGAUGCUGGAAACUCUUGAAUCCAGUAUGCCGUACCAUGACCAGUAUAUUGACAACCCAUUCUCCUCACCGUCACCUCUCACAUCACCCAAUGAUGAGAGGCUCAACCCGUUCGGAUCUCGGAGGCCAGAGAAAAUCUACUUGCAGGGUGGAGGCACCUUCAGAGCUGUGUCUAGGGACAGAAUUUUAGAGUCACAGCAGUCUAGAAAUGAAGAUAAAUACUUGAGACUAGGCGACCUGACGCCACUGGAUGUAGCAUUGACAGCACAGAAGGCCUGGCGCAGUUGUGCGUACGCGUGUCACGGCGUUCUAGGCGGUGUGUCGCUCAUGCAUCUACUGCUGAUCAGCUAUUCUGACAGUUUGGACGCUGGCCAUCUGUCCUUCCACGCUGUAGUGACUAUGCCAUACGUCGCUACGUACUACUUUCUUUGUGUGCUGUGUCUGCUCUCUGUUUUGGAUAGGCUAGACGUAACAAGUUUGGACCUGAGCCGGGGGCUGCAGCCGUACUUUCAGCCCAUCGUGCUAGUGAUCCUCUACAUGGCGUGCCUACUAGUCUGCACGGCUGCCCGCAUGUACGACGACCUUAUGGUGUAUCAGUACGCGCCUUUGGUCGCCAACUACACCAAUGUUACCACUUACGCGCCUUUGGUCGCCAACUACACCAAUGUUACCACUGUAAGUUAA
Leguminivora glycinivorella is the source of this 1645-nucleotide messenger RNA. RefSeq lists its product as uncharacterized. The transcript has 6 exons. Gene Ontology annotation, biological process: cilium assembly. The record is from RefSeq and is a predicted model, not a curated record. The coding region runs from base 197 to 1645 and encodes 482 amino acids. Gene Ontology annotation, cellular component: ciliary transition zone. Lineage: Eukaryota; Metazoa; Arthropoda; Insecta; Lepidoptera; Tortricidae.